Molecule: messenger RNA, 792 nt
Organism: Alnus glutinosa
Lineage: Eukaryota; Viridiplantae; Streptophyta; Magnoliopsida; Fagales; Betulaceae
Product: beta-glucosidase 12-like
Exons: 9
Coding region: 1-792 (263 amino acids)
Biological process (GO): carbohydrate metabolic process
Molecular function (GO): beta-glucosidase activity
Source: RefSeq, a predicted model, not a curated record
AUGGCUUUGAUGCGCCUCCUCGUGGUUUUCAUGCACAGAAACUUCGAUGGUCUGGAAAGUGGAAAUAUAACCAGAAACAGAAAGGCAGAAACUUCACGCAGUCAAGACCGUCGAAGUUCAGCUCUUGAAGUCGAAGUCGAGCUCCACCACACAACCCUCCAAAACAGCAUCGCCCUCAAUGGCUUUGUGACUGCACUGCGAAUUGAGGAUUUGGGGUUCUGCCGUAGGAUAUUGGAUAGCAGUAAUGGAGAUGUGGCUAUUGAUCAAUAUCAUCGUUACAAGGAAGAUGUUGGAAUUAUGAAGGAGAUGGGUGCAGAUGCAUACAGGUAUUUGGACCCCUUGACAAAUGGUGACUAUCCCUAUAGCAUGCGAUCUCUCGUUGGAAAGCGAUUGCCCAAGUUCACGAAAGAGCAAUCCAAGUUGGUAAAAGGGUCAUUUGACUUCAUCGGAUUAAACUACUAUACUUCCAAUUAUGCAGCCUACGCACCUGACCUUAAUUCUGGAAAUCCAAGCUACUUUACAGAUUCUCUUGUUAAUCUCACCGCUGAGCGCAAUGGGAUCCCCAUUGGUCCACAGGCUGCAUCAAGCUGGCUCUAUGUUUAUCCUAGAGGACUUCGGGAUCUUUUGCUUUAUGUCAAGGAGAAGUACCAUAAUCCGCUAAUCUAUAUUACCGAGAACGGAAUUGAUGAGUCCAAUAACGCCACCUUGUCUCUUGAGGAAGCCCUCAUCGACAAACCCAGAAUUGAAUAUUACUAUGGCCAUCUUUUUUAUCUUCGUAGGGCUAUCAUGUAA